GUUAAGGAAGCGGGAUACAAAUUCAUCACAAAGAAUCAGUAUCGAAAUUUUUAAUGAGCAUAAUGAUGAGCAAGAAAAUCAACGCAGUGCGCGAGAUGAAUAUCCAUUCGAAGAUGAUGCGAUGACCGAAUCGCCAUCGGCGAAUCCAAAACCAGACACCGAACUUCCAAGAGAUGAUCUUCACAUAAUUUACAAAAGAUCAAUUGACUCUAGUAACAUGGUUAAUGUUAGUUUGCUGCAAUAUUUGGACACAGGCCGAUGGUUUCUGGCCGUCUACAAUGACGAAUUAUUAGCGCAUACUGUCAAUUUGGUCGUCACAGAGGCUCAAGGUGUGAGCACCACUUGUCCAAAUGACUGUUCGGGGAGAGGUUCCUGUUAUUUGGGAAAAUGUGAUUGCAUUGAUGGUUUCCAAGGAACUGAUUGCUCUAAGAGUGUUUGUCCUGUAUUAUGUUCUUCUCAUGGACAAUACGGAGGUGGUAUUUGCCAUUGUGAAGAAGGUUGGAAAGGUGCUGAAUGUGAUGUGCCAAAACAUGAUUGUGAAGACCCGACUUGUUCUGGACAUGGUCGUUGCAAACAAGGCGAAUGCACCUGUGAACGAGGAUGGAAAGGAGCACGUUGUGAAUUAGAAGAUUGUUUGGAUCCAACUUGUUCAAAUCAUGGAACAUGUGUCGCUGGUCAAUGUUACUGCAAAGCUGGAUGGCAAGGUCCAGAUUGCGGAAAUGUCGAUGAACAAGUUUAUCAGUGCUUGCCAGGUUGCUCCGAACAUGGGGUUUAUGAUUUGGAAAGUGGUCAAUGUGUUUGCGACAGACAUUGGACUGGGGCAGAUUGCUCUCAAGGUUAG
Messenger RNA from Ctenocephalides felis (cat flea), 841 nucleotides. RefSeq names its product teneurin-a-like. The annotation marks the transcript as partial. Lineage: Eukaryota; Metazoa; Arthropoda; Insecta; Siphonaptera; Pulicidae. The transcript has 3 exons. Gene Ontology annotation, biological process: motor neuron axon guidance. The record is from RefSeq and is a predicted model, not a curated record.